Molecule: messenger RNA, 1227 nt
Organism: Klebsormidium nitens
Lineage: Eukaryota; Viridiplantae; Streptophyta; Klebsormidiophyceae; Klebsormidiales; Klebsormidiaceae
Source: the annotation of a GenBank genome assembly
AUGGAUUCGGCGUUUGUGGAGAGUUUUGCCUCUCGGUUCCUCUCUGAUGAUCCUUCGAAGCUCCUGGAAGCCUUGAAGCUUCUCGACGAGGCCAGAACGAGGUCGCGCAAUCUGCUGGGCGAACGUGUGCGCUUUGCGAGAGCUGUCCAGGAGCUGGCCAUCUAUAGACAGGGUUCAAUCAUCAAGAACCUUACCAAGCAGUUGCUUCAAGAGCAGGAAGAAUUCGACGCUUAUACUAGUGCAUGCCUCAAAUCUGUCACCGAUUUGUUCGGGUGUACAAGUAUAGAGCAGCUCGGGUUGUCAUCUAUGAUUGUACUCCCACCUACACAAGACCUUCAAAGUCAGGCUGCUUCGAUCCUGGUCCUCUCGAGGCUGGCAACCAGCAAGGUAGUCGCACAAACGUGCCUGACCAACAAAGAUGUUGUGAAGAAGCUGGCACGCAACCUCUCCAAGAAGAUAGCGCGUAUUGAAACGGUCACUGCUGACUCUAGGGAUGUCGUCUGUACUCUUCAAGGGAUUGCCAACUUUGCUCACGCAUCGAAGCUGUUCCGGCAGGAGAUGCAAGCGAUCAACAUGAAUCUGCUGCCUGCAGUCCAAAAGCUGUUGUCCAAGCACUACUUCUUCUUGAGCGAGGAAGAAGUUUAUGCGUCAACGGAGUCACUGGCCCGACUUAUUGAAACCUUAGCACUGUCAUCAGACAGCCGCGUCUGGAUGAUCGACACAGGUGAUCUUCAAGUUAUGACAGAGCUCUUCCGUUUCGAGAGGCCCGCCAACAAAGCUGAAAAGGAAGACGUGAUAAGUAGAUGUGCUUUCUCACUGCUGCGGUUGCUCGAAUCGAAGGAGUGUCUACAAAAGAUGAGGGAGUCUGAUGUGUUCUCGCUUCUGAAACCGUACUCCAGCCUACUGGACAAUCACACUCCUCGCUUCUGGAGUCACCUCGAGAACAAACUGCUGGACGACGCGUACGACAAGAACUUGAAAGAGGUUCUGCCAAGUUUCCAAGGAUCACACCCUGUAUGGAAGUCCCUGAGAAGAGCCGACUUUGCCGUGCCAACGGUCUGCUCGUGGGGCGAUUGUACCGCGCUAGAGUCGGCAUCAACAACAGCUUUCAGCAAGUGCGGGCGAUGCGGUGUGGCACGCUAUUGCAGCAAAGAGCACCAGAAGCUUCAUUGGCCAGCGCACAAGAAACACUGCUUGUCAAAAGCAGAGGCGUCUUUUGGAAAGUAG